Tilletiaria anomala UBC 951 is the source of this 2001-nucleotide messenger RNA. Its product is annotated as NAD(P)-binding protein. Gene Ontology annotation, biological process: D-xylose metabolic process. The annotation marks the transcript as partial. The record is from RefSeq and is a predicted model, not a curated record. Lineage: Eukaryota; Fungi; Basidiomycota; Exobasidiomycetes; Georgefischeriales; Tilletiariaceae. Gene Ontology annotation, molecular function: UDP-glucuronate decarboxylase activity; NAD+ binding. Gene Ontology annotation, cellular component: cytoplasm. The transcript has 4 exons.
CGACGGUAGGAGGCCUCUGGAAGAAUCGGUUGAGCAGGUCUCGAAUACAGUCAGGCUCCAAGCAUGACCGCCCUUCGUGCUAACCAGUCCGAGGGAGGACCUGAACGUGCCAACACGCCGUGAUUAGUGUUGUCACCCUCGACGAAAAAGCAGGCAUCAUGGUGGACCAGCCAGCGUUUUGCCCCCCAACUCCUGGUGCGCCAGUGAGGGAUUCCAGCUCCCCUGAUCCAGAGGGCCUCAGCUUCAACGAUUGGGACAUCCCUCUGCGGCUCCUUCGCGAGCUGUACCUCAAGCCAGAGUACAUGUCUUAUGGACUGUCCACCAUUCCGUCAAGCGGGUCCUCCACCACGCUCGGUACUCCGACAUUUCCUCCGAGCUCAAGUGCGCAAUCUAUUCUUCACGCCGCUGCAGUCUCGCCAGGCAGCUCGGCCCCGACUCCCAACACGCCCCCUACCGUCGUAUUCAGGAGAGUGCGGACCGAUUCGGGUGCGAGCAACGCUAGUUCUGCGUUCGUUGGGCCGUCUUCCGAGCAAGGUGGCAUCCGUCGGUCGGCAUCCCUAAGCCAUGCAGCUACGCCUAGACAUGCUACGGCUUCACGGCGAUGGGCGCCCGGGGGAUCGAUAUGCAAGGCAAGCGGCAUCAUUAAUGCUGUAGGCGCUACCAUUGCAAGCGAUCAGCUGUCUCAGGCGCUAAGCCCCUCAGGUGCUGAUGUGCCACACUCGAGCUCCUCAGCAAGCCUUUCGAGUUUGGGACAGAGCUUCAGUGCUAAACCCAGGACUCGUGUGGUCAGUUUCAGCCCUUCUCAGAUGCCACAAUUUCUUCCAACAAGAGUCCUCAGCUUUGAGCAAAAGAAACGCGUGCUAGUCACGGGAGGGGCUGGCUUUGUUGGUAGUCAUCUCGUCGAUCGCCUCAUGCUCAUGGGUCACGAAGUCAUGGUCGUGGACAACUUCUUCACCGGCACGAAAUCUUCCUUGUCGCACUGGGUCGGGCAUCCAAGUUUCGAGUUGGUCCGGCACGAUGUAGUGAACCCACUGCUUGUCGAAGUGGAUCAGAUCUACCAUCUCGCAUGCCCGGCAAGUCCAAAAUCCUAUCAGGUCAACCAGAUUAAGACGAUCAAAACCAACUUUAUGGGAACCAUGAACAUGCUCGGAUUGGCUAAACGCACGAAGGCGCGGUUUUUGCUGGCAAGCACGAGUGAGGUAUACGGCGACCCCGAUGUGCACCCUCAACCGGAAAACUACAAUGGUAAUGUCAACCAGACCGGUCCCAGGGGCUGCUACGAUGAAGGCAAAAGAAUUGCAGAGACUCUCACAUACGGUUACCUCUACCAAGAUGGUGUUGACGUUCGAGUAGCGCGCAUAUUCAACACCUACGGCCCACGAAUGCAUCCGUUCGACGGGCGAGUCGUCUCGAACUUCAUCCUGCAAGGUCUCAAGGGCGAGCCUCUUACCGUGUACGGCGACGGCAGCCAGACGCGAAGCUUCAUGUUCAUUCAUGACCUUGUUGAUGCGCUCAUAGCACUCAUGAACGUCGAGGUGGAUGACAUUGCAGGCUCGGACCCGACCGACGAGAAGGGUAGAGACGACCUUCUACAUGGCGUGCACGGUCCUGUGAACAUCGGAAAUGGUCACGAGUUCACUAUCAAAGAGCUUGUCGAGGCGGUCGCAGCUGCAGUACAGCAGGUAAAAUCCGAGCUUUCCCCUAAUGGGCUGUUGGAAAUGGGUUCCUUAUCAGAGUCAUUGGCGGCUGCAGACGCGCCGCAUGUCGAAGGCGAAGCCGAGGAGAUCAAUGGGGUCAAGGUGGUCUACUGUCCGAUGCCCACGGACGAUCCCAAGCAAAGACGUCCAGACACGACCCGUGCAAAGCAAUUGCUCAACUGGGAGCCUCGCUGGUCAUUGAAAGAAGGUUUGCUCGAGAUGUGCAGGUAUUACGCCCACAGGAUGGAAUCGGGAGAAGUUAAUGUAGCAUAGCCCAACCAACUGCAUGAGCCACUUGCUCUUU